AUGGAUUUGAAAUCAAUGGAUACCGUGGAUAUGCCCAUAUUCGGGAGCACCUUGAAGCUGAUGAAGUUCUGGUCGUAUCUUUUCGUGCACAAUUGGCGUCGCUAUGUGGCCAUGACGCCCUACAUCGUGAUCAACUGUACGCAGUAUGUGGAUAUAUAUCUGAGCACUGAAUCGUUGGAUUUCAUAAUCCGCAAUGUGUAUCUGGCGGUGCUCUUUACGAACACAGUGGUCCGCGGAGUGCUGUUGUGCGUGCAGCGUGGCAGCUACGAGAGAUUCAUUGAAGUGGUCAAGGCAUACUACAUACAGUUGCUAGAGUCUAAGGAUGCGCACAUCCUGCGUUUGGUGGAAGAAAUCACACGACUUUCCAUAACCAUUGGAAGGAUUAAUCUGCUGAUGGGAACCUGUACAUGCAUUGGUUUUGUCACCUAUCCCAUUUUUGGCUCGGAAAGGGUGCUCCCCUACGGCAUGUAUCUGCCGGCCAUUGAUGAAUACAAGUAUGCCACACCCUACUAUGAAGUGUUCUUUGUGAUCCAGGCCAUCAUGGCUCCCAUGGGCUGUUGCAUGUACAUUCCCUACACGAAUCUGGUGGUUACAUUCACACUCUUUGGGAUCUUAAUGUGCCGAGUGCUGCAGCAUAAGCUGAGGAGUCUGGAAAAACUGGAAAAGGGCCUCGUACGUCGUGAGAUCAUCUGGUGCAUACAAUAUCAUCUAAAGCUAGCAGGUUUAGUGGAUGCCAUGAAUUCCUUGAACACCCACCUACAUCUCGUGGAAUUCAUUUGCUUUGGUGCCAUGUUGUGUGUCCUUUUGUUCUCUUUGAUUAUUGCUCAAACCAUUGCCCAAACUGUGAUCGUCAUAGCCUACAUGGUAAUGAUAUUCGCCAAUAGUUUUGUGCUCUAUUCCGUGGCCAAUGAACUUUACUUUCAAAGCUUUGACAUAGCCAUUGCCGCCUAUGAAAGCAAUUGGAUGGACUUUGAUAUUGAUACACAAAAAACGUUGAAAUUUUUGAUAAUGCGUUCGCAAAAGCCUUUGGCUAUACUUGUGGGUGGCACUUAUCCCAUGAAUUUGAAACUUUUGCAGUCGCUACUGAAUGUCAUUUACUCAUUUUUUACGCUCCUGAGACGCGUCUAUGGCUGA
Molecule: messenger RNA, 1134 nt
Organism: Drosophila miranda
Lineage: Eukaryota; Metazoa; Arthropoda; Insecta; Diptera; Drosophilidae
Gene: Or30a
Product: odorant receptor 30a
Exons: 7
Coding region: 1-1134 (377 amino acids)
Biological process (GO): sensory perception of smell; detection of chemical stimulus involved in sensory perception of smell
Cellular component (GO): plasma membrane
Molecular function (GO): olfactory receptor activity; odorant binding
Source: RefSeq, a predicted model, not a curated record